AUGUUUCCUCCGCUGUGUCACCGGGUCAGGAUAGCCAUAAAAGAUAAGGGCUGCAGCGGGUGCAGAAACAGCGUCGUGGCGUAUCACAUUUUAAACCUCAAGAAAAUCUCAAGCUUCGGCGAAUACGCAUUUUUACCCACGUUCGGACCGACCUUUGUCCAUUUCUACGGAAGCGGAAGCACUCGGGAAUGCAACUGUAUUGGAAAAUGCGUUGCUACCCUGCCGGCGCACAGAGGCCGUGUAUUGCUCGCUCUGAAAACCGAAAUCGACGACCCCGAGGCCCCUUCGACCCCUUUUGUUGAAGUCGAGCCUUGUAUACCGGUCAUAGAGAGGAGCUUUUGGGAGACUGAGGAGUAUCUUCUGGUGGGCAUCGUUUUCGACGUCUCGAUGAUAGACCGUAGAAAAUACUCGGGAAAGAAGAUCAGCUUUGAAAUAAGUCUUGGCAACGCUGGUAACAAGAUGCUUUCUUACAGCCAAUGCGUCGAGAGCAGCGGCGACGGGCUACUCGAAAGAGUGACUGCAGAAAAAAGCCCAGACUUUGAGAGCACAACGGUACCAACAGCUACGGCUACCAUGGACCGGAAGUACGACUACCUACCGUAUGCGGAAAAAAAACCGUGCAUGUACGUUAAGUCCUGGUGGCCCAACCUGGAGUGGAGAAUCUUCAACAGAAACGGGCUGGCUUCGAUUGCUCGCUUCCUUAGAAAGAAACUGGGAAGCAUGGAGAAGUUGAUGAUCGUUCAACAGUCAAUAACGUAUAAAUACUACAAUGACAUGAUAAACGAGCUGUGCCAUCGUUGCAAGAGGUAUCUGAAGAUGCUGGAUGGCUGUAAGCUCGAUGAAAUUGGGGGGACAACAAAACUGGACAAACAUAGAUUCAACGUUUGUCAUAUGGCCGUUGAGGACAUCCUGCAGGCCAUAAAGAUCAACGGUACUCUACCGGACAACAACUACGUCAGGAUCGCAAUGAUUCAUGCGCACAAGUAUUUGCGCUCUCUGGAAGAUAUUAUGGAAGAUCCUCAAGACGCUCUUCCUGACGUGUAUAUCUGGAUGAUCACCGGGUCCAAGAGAGUCGCUUACACGAAAUUACCUGCGUUUCUUUUAACGUAUCAAGAGAAUGAAGAAUUUCGCGGAAAGUACUCCGGGGAACGCAUCAGUCUUUUCUUCAAGGACCCCCUCGACGACACCCGAGCCAUGGACCGGAGUGCCUGUAGUGCUGAAAUAUUCAUAUGGCUCGGAACUACGAAACACGUCAAUGCCUGCUGGAGUAUGAUUCCACCGGGUUAUGAAGUGGACCACGACGCCGAGUUGGACGCCUUUCCUUCCACGUUGAAAUUCACCAAAUCUGCAACAUUCCAACUCCGGGCUCAUAUAUUUCAAGGAAGAUUCGACCCUGGGAUGGAUUCCUCGGGCCUCUCAGAUCCUUUGAUCCGAGUCAUAUUUAACGGACACACGUUGGCGACGAGAGUGAUACGUGAAACUCUGGCUCCACUCUGGGAUCAAACGUUGAUAUUCAAACCAAUCAUCGUUUAUGGAGUCCGGGAACAUAUCAAAAUGUACCCACCUAAAGUGAUAAUGGAAGCGUUUGACGAGGACUUAUGCGGAAGUCUUGAAUUUAAUGGCAGAUGCAUCGCUACUCCCGUCGUAAAAUUGAACACGGAAACGUAUUCGCCACCCGAAUUUCCACCUCAGCUCAAGUGGUUCUUAUUUCACAACCAAAAAGGAGAGAACGGAGCUGCUUUGGCAGCUUUUGAACUUAUAGAGACAGGUGAAGAUGAUAUUGCAGAUGUACCGAUAAACGAGUCUACUGAUAGCAGGAUCUACAAUUUACCGGACGAUAUCAGGCCGGUCAUGUCCAGCCACCGUUUGGAGGUAAUUUUUUGGGGAGUCAGAGCCCUGAAGAAGGUCCACUACAUAACAGCAAACAAUCCGAUAAUAUCGGUGGAGUGCAACGGACAUCUCGUCAAAUCCGAGAUCAUGAGGAACUGUAAAAGUUUCAGUAAUUUCGAAGAAUCACACAUGAUGAUUGACAUUGAUCUCCCAGAGCAGGACAUCUACUAUCCUUCUCUGACCAUCAAAGCAUACGAUUCACGCAGUUUUGGAUGCUUAACGUACCUAGGAGUCACUAUAAUCCCAACCAUCUACGGGUUCAUCGGACAACUCGUAUCUGAAGAUGAGUAUUUCGAAAAAAUUAUCGACAACGACGAGUCACAUCUGCCGCUUUCGAAUGACUUCGAUCCUGACCCACCUGAGACUGAAAGAUUGAUCAGUUACAAGCAGAUGACGAGCAAGCAGGGAACAUCUCGCUUUGCAGCCUUUGUGGGAGGAAUGAAAAACAUUUUCAAGUGGAAACGAAAAAAGCAUUCAAAGGAUGAUAUCGUUUACGGUACAGACGAGGAUGAGUCCUAUGACUGGUGGAGCAAGUACUACGCAUCCGUACAGGAGGAAAGAAAUGCCGAAAUGGGACAAACGGCCAAGUACCUCUAUGACAAAAAGCCAAUAGCCACGUUCAAGGUAUGA
This is a messenger RNA of Neodiprion virginianus, 2520 nucleotides long. RefSeq names its product otoferlin-like. Gene Ontology annotation, biological process: plasma membrane organization. Gene Ontology annotation, cellular component: membrane. The transcript has 13 exons. Lineage: Eukaryota; Metazoa; Arthropoda; Insecta; Hymenoptera; Diprionidae. The record is from RefSeq and is a predicted model, not a curated record. Bases 1 to 2520 code for a protein of 839 amino acids.